UUAUUAAUAGCAGCUCUUGAAUUUGGUAAUUUUCAAUUGGGUAAAAAUUCACUUAGUAACUGAACCAAAAUGAUGUGCUACAUUCUAAUUGAUUCUGUAAACAUCAAAAGUACAGUUUAGCACAAUGGUGCUUAUUUGAAAGCAGAUCUUUUGUUUGGGUUUCUUCAGCUAUCCUGCAAUAGCAACAGAACAUCGAUUUUGCCUUCACUUACAGUUGUUUUUUCUUGUUUUCCUCUCAGAGAUGGCAAAUCCUGAGGACAUUGUAAGUAGCUGCCGCUCUCACAAAGAGGAAAAUCACUGCACUUUUAAUCAGCAUACAUCUCCCUCGGAGGAACUUCUAUUAGAAGAUCAGAUGAGGCGAAAACUCAAAUUUUUUUUCAUGAAUCCUUGUGAGAAGUUCUGGGCUCGAGGUAGAAAACCAUGGAAACUUGCCAUACAAAUUCUAAAAAUUGUAAUGGUGACUAUCCAGCUGAUCUUUUUUGGGCUAAGUAACCAGAUGGUGGUAGCUUUCAAGGAAGAGAACACUAUAGCAUUCAAACACCUCUUCCUAAAAGGAUAUAUGGAUCGAAUGGAUGACACAUACGCAGUGUACACGCAAAGGGAGGUGUACGAUCAGAUCACCUUCGCAGUGAACCAGUACCUGCAGCUCCGCAACAUCUCUGUUGGGAAUCACGCCUACGAGAGCAAGGGCGCGGAGCGGUCGGCUCUGGCAGUCUGCCAGCACUUCUACAAGCAAGGAAACAUCUGGCCUGGAAACGCUACCUUUGACAUUGAUCCAGAUAUUGAAACUGAAUGUUUCUUUGUUGAGCCAGACGAACCUCUUCACGUUGGAACACUAGAAGAGAAUAAGCUCAACUUGACGCUGGACUUUCACAGACUCCUAACAAUGGAGCUGCAGUUUAAACUGAAGGCCAUUAAUCUGCAGACCAUUCGUCAUCACGAGCUCCCUGACUGUUACGACUUUGCCCUGACUAUAACAUUUGACAACAAAGCCCACAGUGGAAGAAUUAAAAUAAGUUUAGAUAAUGACAUUUCCAUCAGAGAAUGUAGAGAUUGGCAUGUAUCUGGAUCAAUUCAGAAGAACACUCACUACAUGAUGAUCUUUGAUGCCUUUGUUAUUCUCACAUGCUUGGCUUCCUUAAUCCUGUGUGUUCGAUCUAUGGUCAGAGGACUUCAGCUUCAGCAGGAAUUUGUCAGUUUUUUCCUCCUCCAUUAUAAGAAGGACGUUUCUGUUUCUGAUCGGAUGGAAUUCAUCAAUGGGUGGUAUAUUAUGAUUAUUAUUAGUGACAUAUUGACAAUUAUUGGAUCAAUUCUGAAAAUGGAAAUCCAAGCUAAGAGUCUAACAAGUUAUGAUGUCUGUAGCAUACUCCUUGGGACCUCUACCAUGCUGGUGUGGCUCGGAGUCAUCCGAUACCUCGGUUUCUUUCAGAAGUACAAUCUCCUUAUCCUGACCCUGCAGGCAGCGCUGCCCAGCGUCAUCAGGUUCUGCUGCUGUGCGGCUAUGAUUUAUUUAGGCUAUUGCUUCUGUGGCUGGAUUGUGCUGGGGCCUUACCAUGAAAAGUUCCGUUCUCUGAACAUGGUCUCUGAGUGCCUUUUCUCUCUGAUAAAUGGAGAUGAUAUGUUUGCCACAUUUGCCAAAAUGCAGCGAAAAAGUUACUUGGUCUGGUUGUUCAGCAGAAUUUACCUCUACUCAUUCAUCAGCCUCUUUAUCUACAUGAUUUUAAGCCUCUUUAUCGCACUGAUCACUGAUACAUACGAAACGAUUAAGCAUUACCAACAAGACGGCUUCCCUGAGACUGAACUUCGUACGUUUAUAUCAGAGUGCAAAGAUCUACCUGAUUCUGGAAAGUUCAGAUUAGAAGAUGACCCUCCAGGAUCUAUAUUCUGCUGUUGUAAAAAGUAGCUGUCAGGUUAAUCUAUGCCCUGGAGAGGACUCUAAUGUGUAGCCAAGUGGUGAGGCAAAAUGGGUGUUUUAAGAUCAGAUGUAGUAAGUUCGAAGACUAUUAUUUGAGCAAAUUGAUGGCUAUAAUUCAUCAAGAACUAUGUUUAUAUUUUUAAAGAAAUAGUUAAUGUUUUUGCAACUUUAUGUUAGGGUUAUUUAUAAAAAAGAAAGAAAGAAAGAAAGAAAGAAAGAAAGCCCUAACUUGGUGAGGGAAACUAUUGGAUUCUUGUCCUUCACUGUUUAUUUUUCCAUCACUUUGGAAUGUAUUCUCUCCGUGCCUCCCUUCACUUGAGCUCUCACACGCUUGCUUCCGGUUAUUCUGGCUGUGCUGCCUCUGUUGUCAGUGGAAAACAGUACCUGGUCUGACUUCAGGCAACUCAUAACCCUGGUCUAGACCAUUCUUAGGGGGCCGCCGUGAGAGAGAGGAUGGUUGCUGUAAUCAUUGCAUUUAAGAAAAAAUCUCUUAAAGGGAAGAAUAAGAAAGAAAUAACCAUUACCAGCUAACAGUUCCAUGUUUGGGUCUGAAGGACAACUAUUAUCCGAUACUGCUGUUCUGGAGAAGAUCAGAAUGAGUAUUCAUGUACAAGUUUUCUCUUUUCCUUUAGUGUUAGAGGACAAAGUUGAAAGAGCAUCCUGUACAUCCCUGAAAAUUAAAGUGCAUGCGUCAGGCAGGCUCAAUCCCAUGGGGAUGGUUUUAUUAGUAUUUGCACAGCCUACGCCUCCCAGACACAGUCAGUCUCACAGAAAAAGAGCAGCGUUUCAGCGUUCGGAACUGCAGUUCUGUAACUCACAGUAAAAAUAUUUUAGAAAACAAUUAUGCUCAAAAUUUAAAAGUAAGUGGGAAAUGUAUGCCUUAAAAAGACACAAAAGCAAAGUCUCCACUCCUUGCAGACCUCUGAUUGGAAGUUUCAGGGAUUUUCACAACAUGAAUCUUUUUUAUGCGCUAUUUAUUCAAGAAGAAAUUAACUCAAUGGUAUGCAAUAAGGUUUUCUCAAAGCAAGCUCUUGUUUUGUUAAUUUUUAAUUUUAUUUUAAGAGCUAAAUGAAAAUAGCCUUGAGACACUGAAAUCUUAUUGUUUAACAUAAUCACCUUCAUAAUAAUGACUCUGGGUGUUGAAAUGUGAGGUUUUGCAAUUAACAUACGCUAUUUUUGUAGUACCUGUGGCUUUUUAAAAAUGGAAAAUAUGAAUCUCUCGGUGCAUAUUUUUUUCUUUUGGCUUAGCGCUAACAUUUGUAUCAUAAUCACUUUAGAAUUUGCUAGAAUGCACUGUGAAUUUUGAAAUCAUGUUUAUUAUCUGAUAAAUACUUUACCCCUGGUGAGGUUUUUGGAUGAGCAAUAUUUCAGUGGAAGCGUGAGACCUCUGACCCAGUGUCAGGCCUGGAGUUUUGCUUUGCCCUAACGGCAUUGUGUUCCUGCUGUGGAAUUACAGCCAGUGACAAGAGUCUGUGCACCUUGAUGGAAAGUCUGGACUUUGAGUGAUGAUGUGUCAAUGUAGGGUCAUCUGUUGGGACAGGUGUACCACGCAGGUGUGCAAUGUGAUAGUAGGGAAGGCUGUGCCUGUGUCGGGGCAGGGAGUAUCACUCUCAAUACUUUCUCUUCAAUUUUGUUGUGAUCUAAAACUGCUCUAAAAAAAACCCACCUAUCUUUGAAAAAUUAAAGUACUAUUUCAUGUAAAA
This is a messenger RNA of Vicugna pacos (alpaca), 3618 nucleotides long. The record is from RefSeq and is a predicted model, not a curated record. Lineage: Eukaryota; Metazoa; Chordata; Mammalia; Artiodactyla; Camelidae.